GCACGCUCCGCCCGCUUUUCUAUGUCGGCGGCUCCCACCAGGGGCCGCCGCGGCGCCCGCUCUCCGUCGUCUCACUGGUGCUCAAGAUGGCGGUUAGGACGCUGCUCCGAGGCGGGUCUGUCGGGCGCGCCGGCCUGGCCUGGCGCUGGCAGCUUCACGCGGCUCUGAGGAACUACCUCGCCCACAGCUCGGGAUGUCUCGGGGGCGCCCCCGCGGACGGCGCGGCGUGGACCUGCUUCCCGCUACACGAGCGCGCCGUGCUGCGCGUGCGCGGCCCAGACGCGGCGCCCUUCCUGCUGGGGCUGCUGACCAAUGAGCUGCCGCUUCCGGGUCCCUCGGACGGCGCGGCCACGCCCCCCGCGCGUGCGGCCUAUGCCCACUUUCUGAACGUGCAGGGGCGCACGCUGUACGACGUCAUCCUAUACCGGCUCCCUGAGUGUGUGCCUGAGGCCCCUGGCUUCCUUUUGGAGUGUGACCACACCUUGCUGGAUGCCCUGCAUCGGCACCUGGCACUGUACCGGGUCCGACGGAAGGUCCAGGUGGAACCAUGGCCUGAAUGCCGUGUGUGGGCAGUGCUGCCUGCUGUCACCUGGGCUGACCAGGCAGCACCCUUGCAGGAGAGAGCAGAGGCCACUGGGAUCCUGGCCUGCGACCCCCGGACGGUGCGCAUGGGCUGGCGGCUCCUCACGCAGGACACAGGCCCAGCCCUGGUGCCUGGUGCCAGGCUGGGGGACCCACGGGAUUAUCAUGCACACCGGUACCAGCAAGGUGUCCCUGAGGGGGUCCGCGACCUGCCCCCAGGGGUAGCCCUGCCCCUGGAGUCCAACCUGGUCUUCAUGAACGGCGUGAGCUUCACAAAGGGCUGUUACAUUGGCCAGGAACUGACCGCCCGCACCCACCACAUGGGUGUUAUCCGCAAGCGCCUCUUCCCUGUGCGUCUGGCCGGCCGCCUCCCAGCGGGUGGUAUUGAGCCUGGCACCCCAGUGCUGACUGAGUCAGGACAGGCUGCCGGCAAGUUUAGGGCUGGACAGGGGGCCCUGGGGCUGGCCCUGCUGCGCACAGAGAGAGUCAAGGGGCCCCUCCACAUCAGGACCUCAGAGAGUGACCUGGUGACCAUCACUGUGUCUGUGCCAGACUGGUGGCCCACAGCCCCCAAGUAGCCUGGGCAGCCUCCACUGGGCCCUGUGGGGCUCCUGGAGCACCCCACCUGGGGAUGCUCCUGCAUGUUGUCACCGUCCUGUGUUGCACCCUUGCCUUGGGAAGGCUUUGGCUGUGGCUGAAGAGAAGGGCCUGAGCCGCCUGCCUGCCCACUGACACGUCUGUGUCCAGCUGGCAGCCCGACCUGUCCGCCACAUGGAGGGCGGUGGCCUGGGGCCUGUGGGCCUGGCUUGCCAGGGAGACGACAGGGCAGUGGUCACUCUCAGGGAGAAACUGACUGAGGCGGGACCUGUGUGCUCCUCUGAGUGGGGACUCGGACCCUGCGGGUUGGGGUGUCUGUGUGCCCUUCCUGAGUGCCCUCUGUGCCCUUCAGCUUGCUCUGUCCUGGGCACUGGCCAGAGGGCCUGUACCAUCCCAUAGGGCAGGUCCUAAAACACCCGCCCACCACUGUGCCUUGCUCCUGGAGCUGGCAGGGCUGCUGCUGGACUCCUGCUGCUGGGUGUCACCAUGCACGCUGCAAGGCACCUACCCCGUGGGAACCCCCAGCCUCCUCUUUGAGCCAGGGCGGCUAUUAAAGUGUGCCAGCAAGCAGCCCCUUCAAAGGGCAGGUGUCGUUUCUGGCCAGUCUUCCUGCAGGGCAGGGACAGUGGGUGAAGGGCAUUAAGGGCCAGGCUGGUGGCUCCGAGCUGUCCUGUGCAGGGCUGGGAGGAGGGGCUGGGGACCUGUGUGGCACUGGUGUCCAUGAGGCCCAGGGACACUCUGUGAACCCCAGCAGCCAGGGUGGGAGGGGCGCUGACCACCUGGGCUGGGUUGAGAGGGGAAGACAGGGUUCCCUUAGAUGGGAAUAGCCCCCUCCAUGGCUGUACUCAGUGUGCGGGCUGCCAUGCCCGAUGCCGAGGCUCAGCUGCUCCCUGGGCAUGGUGCAGGCGGCUCGUGAGCCCGCAGUGGCCACCUUGUGUCCCUCUCUGCCAUGGAGUGUGCGGGGGUUUUUCCAGCGCUGGGUGACAGAGCUCUUCCGUGUGCUCUGAGAGUGUCAGCGCCCAGCGCUCGCCAUGCCCCACUGUCGGAAGCACUGACUAGUGGGAGGACUUUGUGGGCUCACCCUCUGCACGUGGUUGUGUCCUUGUGUUUGUCAGCGCGUUUGCUGUACAGGACAAUCACACUCCACACGAGGAGGUGGCACAUGGGGACCGUAUGGCCUAAUCCCUCUCACCUGCCUUGCCUCCCUCUCUUGGCUCACUGCUGCCUUUUAGUUGCUGUGUGAAACAUGCAGUGUUCUGAGGAAUGGUCUGUCACAGUUGAAGGCAGGCUGGAGGCGGGUGGGAGUGGGGCAGAGCUGGGCCAGGCAGCCAGCCUGCAGGGUUUUGAGGGUGUGGCAGGCGGGGCAGGGAGGCUUUGAACUAUGUGCUUGGCCAAGGUGCAGUGGCUGAGGAGGGCGCUUGCCCCAGCCAGAAUGCCUUUCUGAGGUCAAGGCAUUGUCAUACACAGGAAAAAGGGAUUUCACACGCUCCAGUACCAUGAGCAAACGCCACAGAAACCAAACCCGCAAGUUUGGAGAUGCUAACCCAGCACACAACAGAAAGUCAGUGUAUUGGAUAUAUUUAAAGAAAUAAAAUGUGGCUUUCCAUCAACUGA
Molecule: messenger RNA, 2793 nt
Organism: Chinchilla lanigera (long-tailed chinchilla)
Lineage: Eukaryota; Metazoa; Chordata; Mammalia; Rodentia; Chinchillidae
Gene: Iba57
Product: IBA57 homolog, iron-sulfur cluster assembly
Exons: 3
Coding region: 87-1160 (357 amino acids)
Cellular component (GO): mitochondrial matrix
Molecular function (GO): protein binding
Source: RefSeq, a predicted model, not a curated record